UUGUCAAAACGGUAUUUCAUUUCAUAUACUUCUAACGUGAGUACAGCCUGCCAUGUCAAAAGAGAAUAAAUAAUACAAAGUGUGUGGAAUGCAGUCUAGGCUAGUCCAGUAGACCUCUCCAGUGUGCCGGGCAAUAUAAGAGGCGAUCUAGUCUGUUGCACCAUUUGCCUUUCGAUAUACAUGAGCUAACUGGUAGGAGGUCAACUCCUGCACCAAUCUACGUGUGUCCCGUAUCAGAGGGUGGCCAUCUCCGUACCUGUCCACUUCUCGGAUCCAGUCAAUCAUCGUGGAAGAAUCACCCUCAAGGAAUAGGCUGUCGGCUCCCAGCGUCCGUCUCGCAUACAAAAUGCCCUCCCAGGUUGUCCGCAGCUCCGCUCCCACGGCUGUCAAACCAGGAGUGCUUCGCCCUCUAGCUGCAAUAAAUCUGCCCCUAUGGUUCCUGAUCACAAAGCCCACGCUCCUAGAUGCGUCACCCUUCGCCAUGCCUCUAUCGAAGUUCACCUUAAGAUAACCAGGAGGUGGGGGUACCGAAGAGAAAUAACUAAAUUUGGACGCUGAGACAGCAGUACAGGUACCCCAGAUGUCUUUGGCCCUCCUAGGUGAUGUCGACGUGGCCAUCAUAGAAAUCUCCGCCGUUUGCCGUAGGGCUCUCUCCAUCAUAGCCUGUGGGAACGACCGCCUGCCCUCGAACAGGCGGUCGUUCCUGUCCAACCAUAUGUGAUAGGCUAAGUAAGCCGCUAUGGUACCUAUCUUAGCAGUGCUCGGCCUCCGAACAAACUCACUUAAAUACUGAAGCAUAUCCUCCACCGAUUCCCACAACAGAGGGAAUGGCACAGAUGUACAUCUCCAAAUCUGCACGGCUAUAGGACAUCGAAGAAGUGCAUGGCUAAAUAGUCUCCUCACCAUCCAGGCAAACCUCACAAAGCAGAGCCAUCCUCAUCCCCCACCUGGCCAGCACACUCCUAGCCGGUAGGCAGCCCCAGGCCACCUUCCAAAGAAAAAGCGCCACCCGGAGAUGCAUCCUUAUCCUCCAUAUUUAGCCACCAUCAAUCCGCCUAUCGGGCUCCCUCCUAGUCCAAGCAUGGAUAUCUCUGGCAUGCACCCUCGACCGCCCGUCGGCAGCCAAACCAAUCUAUCUGGCUCCACUUGAAAUGGGAUCGGUAAGGCCAGAAUCCUCUCAACCAACUGCUCCCCCAAAGCCUUCUGGAUCAGAUCCUCAUUCCAUCUCCCCUCACCUAGGACUAGCAAAUCACAAACUCUGUCCCAUCAACCUGCCCGAGUCCACCAUGGUCGGUAAUCUACUGAUCGGUAGCUCAGUCGCCCACCGAAGGACAUCCACCGAAGUUUUAUCCCCAACGGCCCACCGGAUCGUCAAAAACACCAAUGGAGCUCUAGCACAAAUCUCCCUCCAAAUGAGGGAGUGGUUUUCGCCCUGCCCUGACACCAACCGAUAGUGCACCAUACUUAGUCCUCAUUAGGAAAGACCAUAAACUCUCAGGCUCCAACAUGAAACUAGCUGCAAGCCGUAUCACUGACGCCUCCCGUCUCACCACCAAAGACGACACUCCCAAGCCACCAUGCCUGACCGGUUGGCAAACCCCCUUUCAUGCCACUAAGUGGAUACUGCCUCUAUUGCCACACCUCUCCUAGAUGAAAUUCUGAUGUACUUCUUUGUCAACCAAUGUGGAACUAGGAUAUGUGGCUCAAGCUAUGAUAUUUUUAUGGUACUUUUGUUAUGUCCAAAUCACUUUUCUUUUGGAUACAUGGUUACACGAGUUGGAGCCUCAAUCCAAAAAGAAUGCGCUAUUGCAUAUUUAUUGCGCAUUCUGCUAGCUUUAGCUUUAUCUCUUCUGAUAUCUCUACAAUACCUUAUUUAUCUAGAGCCACUUUCCUUCCAACAAAUAGGCAAAUUGGAGCCUCAACGAACAAAGAAUAUGCUAUUGAAAAACAUCUUAUGCUUCAAUAUCAAUGGAUUCAGAUGUCAGGCUAUCAUCCUUGGAUUUGAUUUGUUGCAUUAGAAAUUACUGCUCUCUUGUUUCUUGAUAAUUCAGCCUAAUAGGCUAGAUAUAGGAAAUGCCAUGACCUACUUUGGUCCUAAGUCUUAACCACUAAAUCCACUUAAAAUAACCUCAUCCCAAAACAUGGCCUCCUAAAGGUUGGGUUUGUAAUAGGGUUCAACGAAUCAAAUCUAGUAAAGAGACCGGAUUGGACCGGACCGAACCGAACCAGUUGCCCUGCAAACAGCAAAUUCCGUGAACAAACUCACACGUGUACAUUUACCUCUCGAACAUGCUGAGCGGUACAGGCGGAAAAGGCUGCCUCCUGUCCACGCGCGGGCAGCUCGAAAAGGAACCAAGGAUGGCUCUUGUGUAAUUCCAUGAUGAACACGAGUCCAUUGUUGACAUUAUACAUCCCACAAUGUCGCGAAAAAAUGGCGGGAAGUUGGCACGUGCCGUUGCUCGAAAUCCACGCGAGCCAAAUUCCCGCCUCCCUCCCCAUCCCUCCUCCCUGGAACGAAGCCAAGAUAUAUCAUGGAAAAAAAAAUGAAGAGAAAACCCUCACCCUUUUCUUGUCUUGAGUCUUGACCCCCACCCUGCCGGGUAAUACUCUCUCUCUCGUUCUCGAUCUCCAUCCGCCAUGAAAACCUCCGCAAUAAAUCAAAAAUCCUAACCCUAGAUCAUUCGGAGAGCCCAAGUUCCGAAACCCUAGAAUCAUAGCAGCGUUGCCCCUCCGCCCGACCAUGGCAGCGCUUCGCGCUCCGGAGCUCGUUCUGCCGACCGCCGCCCAGAUCGAGCACGCCUGGCACCUCCUCACCGUCCUCGUCCGCUGCGGCCGUCCCGCCCGCCCCGCCGAGCUAGCGUCUCGGUGCGCGCUUUCCCCCUCCCCUUCGCCCGAUGUCGUGGAAUUCCUCUGCUGGAUUCGUGGAUCCCCGCUGCUGCUCACGGAUGGUGGGUUUGUUACGGUCUCCGAGACGGCGAUCACCGCUUUCCGGGAGUUCAUUUCAAGCGCGAUCGCUCCUUUGGUGUCGAGGGUCGCGGCUAGGGUUACCGGGCAGAGGGGAGCAUGGAAAGAUUUUUCCUUAAUGUAUGUGAGGAAGAGGAAGGCGCCGGCUUUGGGGGAUAAUACAGUAGUCCGGGAGCCGAAAGCCAAGAGGAGGCUAUUGCUGCCUUCUGGAAGAGAUGGGGAAGAAUACAUGAAAGGUGAGGGUGACUGCCAUCAAUUAUUCAUGGCAAAUGGGAGCCUCAGUAUUCCAAAGGAGGUACACUUUAGUGUUGCUGAUAUUUUUACCAAAAAUCCUCUCUCAAUUGGCACAUACGAUAAGGGACAUAGCUCAAGCAUUUUAAACCAGAGGUGUUCUUUGCCUCCAUCAAUUGGUACCUCUAGCAUCCUCUUAAAUUUUGGAUCUAGAAAUAUUGAGCAUGUAGGAGACUUUGAAACUGAAAAGUUAUGCAAGAACACACAGGGCAUAGUCAUGCACGAGGAGUUACCAGAUUUCCAGAAAUGUAAAAAUAAUUACCUCGAUAUGGAUAUUAAUUGUAAUGUUCCUGAAGAAAUUACUCUUGAAAAAAUCAAGAUCAGUGAACUGGAAGUGGCAAUUCAACAGGAUAUGAUGACAGACAAGCCUACAUUACAUAAGGAGAUUUUAAGAGAAGCAAGCCACUCCCAAGUGGCUGCACAAUUGCCUGUUAUAAACGAAUUGAUUUUAACUGGGAACAUUAUUGUAACUGAGAAGGAACUGAAUGUUCUUCCCCCAGAGACUGGCACUCUUAAUAGUCUUGCUGCAGGGCUGAUGGACAGAGCAGGAGCCACCGAGGCAAUCUCUUGCCAAGCAGAAGAUGCUUCACACAGUGCUUCUGCUUUAAGAAUGGACCAUCAGAAUAUCAUACCCAUUGAUCAAACAGCUUCCAAAUUGGAAUCAUCACAUCCACGGUCUGAACCUAGAACCGUCCAUAAACAGCAGAAAAAAUCUUUUCUUAGACCAAGGAACAUGGGUGGAGUUGGUACAACUGUUGGAUUGCAAAGUCUGAAUGGGUUAUCAGAAAAUAAAAGGAAAGGCAACUCUUCUAAACAGGAGCAAGCUAAAAGGGAUGAUGAAGGUCUUAUCAUGAAACAAAAGAUGAGGAGAAGCCAUAACCAGGUCAUGCCUACUAAAGAAAAUAGAGUGGAUGCUGCUUCAAAAACUCUAAAGAGUCAUUUUGAGCCCAAAUUACUGCCGGAUUUUGAUUCUUUUACCAUAGAAGAAGAAGAAGGUUCAGGUGGUUAUGGCACUGUCUACAGGGCUCGAAGAAAAACAGAUAGAAAAAUAUUUGCUGUCAAGUAUCCUCAUGCAAAUGCUCAUUCACAUCAUGUCAACAAUGAAAUGAAGAUGCUGGAGCGAUUUGGAGGCAGGAACUUUGUGAUAAAAUAUGAAGGCUCUUUCAGAAGUGGUGACUCUGAGUGCUUUGUUCUAGAGCAUGUUGAGCAUGACAGACCAGAGGUUUUGAAAAAGGAAAUAGAUGUAUUUGAACUCCAGUGGUACGGUUACUGUAUGUUCAGAGCCCUUGCAAGCCUGCAUAAGCAGGGUAUAGUGCAUCGAGAUGUUAAACCUGGGAACUUCCUCUUUUCUCGCAAACUCAACAAGGGAUAUCUCAUUGACUUCAACCUAGCAAGUGAUCUGCACCAAAAAUUCUGCAGACAUGGCAAAAAUGAGGUCAAUUUAAAUGCAAACUUGGAUCCAGUUUCUUUUCUCAGUGCGAAGUCCACCUCUUGUAACCAAGCUAACAGAAUUGUAAACAAUGCAAUUUUGGACAAUGUCAAUAAGGAAGCAGCUAAUGACUCGAAGAAGCAUUUCAUUUCCAAGAACAUUAAAAAGAGUUCAAAUCAAAGUUCAUCAAAUGCCUUACCGAAAAUUGAAAACAAAAUGUUAUAUGGAAGCCAAGCUGCUGAAGUUUCUGGCAUAACCUCAACAAAGGAUCCAACUAGCACCAGGACUCCUUCUGUGGAUAGGCUGAAGCAGCCCAUUCCUUGUAAAGGACGGAAGGAGCUGAUAAAUUUUCUGCAUGAGGCAAUGCAAAGUCCCAGUCAAAAGGCGACAACAGUUCCAGCUUCUCAAAGGAAGAGGGUAGCUGCACCUUUGGGCAAAGUGGAUAGAACUGUAAUAAUGCUAACUCCUAUGCCUCUGCAUUCUGGUGGCAAAGCUGUUGCUGGUGCUGGCAUGUUUAAGAACAAAGGAAGUGGGAAGCAUAAGAGAGAAGGGCCCUGUGUUGGAACCAAAGGCUUUCGAGCUCCAGAGGUCUUAUUCAAGUCUUUUCACCAAGGUUGCAAAGUUGAUAUGUGGUCUGCUGGUGUUACAAUACUCUACUUGAUGAUUGGAAGAACCCCAUUCGGUGGUGAUCCUGAACAAAAUAUAAAGGAAAUAGCGAAGUUGAGGGGCAGUGAAGAGCUAUGGGAAGUGGCUAAGCUGCACAACUGCGAGUCCUUGUUUCCCUCGGAAUUGUUUGAUGUCCGUUCUCUACAAUCCAUGGAAUUGAGAGAUUGGUGUGCAGCUAACACUAGAAGACCAGAGUUCCUUGAUACUGUUCCUGAAUCACUCUUUGAUCUCGUAGACAAAUGCUUGACAGUGAACCCGAGGCGUAGGAUCACUGCAGAGGAAGCUCUGUUGCAUGACUUCUUUGCUCCAUGCCAUGAGAGCCUAAGAAAGCAGAGGAUGCUGAGAAGGGCAGCCGGCUCAGAGUCUGGAAGCUCAUCAUUAUGAGAUGUUUGAUUCAUCUUGCUGGAACCAUACGCUGCUAACAAUCAUGCUGUUGCUCUAAAAAGAAUGGCUUGGAAUAUUUCCAUAAACCAUCAACGUUUCCUGACAUCUGGAAUCUUCUUACUGUUGUAAAGAUUCCGCCAUGCCUCAAUUGUACAUCCUCGUCUCAGCAGAUUGCCCAGCUCUCUUACUAUCUUUGUAUUGCUUGUAUUAAAUUCAUGUAUUAAUUAAUAGAAAAUCAGGAAUUCAGCCAUUUCAGCCAUGCUAGAUCAAUCGUGGAUUAUGUCCUGCAAAAAUAAAAAGGCCAUCUUACCGUGGAUCAAACUUGUGUCAGUUGUAUGCUGUGGAGAGGUAAUGCAUUUGUGAACUGUUACAAGUUGAUUGUUUGCAUGAAAUAUACAUUCUUGAGAUUCAUGGUUG
This is a messenger RNA of Phoenix dactylifera (date palm), 6151 nucleotides long. Its product is annotated as Protein kinase superfamily protein. Gene Ontology annotation, molecular function: ATP binding; protein serine/threonine kinase activity. The record is from RefSeq and is a predicted model, not a curated record. Gene Ontology annotation, cellular component: nucleus. Gene Ontology annotation, biological process: protein phosphorylation; mitotic DNA damage checkpoint signaling. Lineage: Eukaryota; Viridiplantae; Streptophyta; Magnoliopsida; Arecales; Arecaceae.